Messenger RNA from Didymosphaeria variabile, 882 nucleotides. RefSeq lists its product as uncharacterized. The record is from RefSeq and is a predicted model, not a curated record. The transcript has a single exon. Lineage: Eukaryota; Fungi; Ascomycota; Dothideomycetes; Pleosporales; Didymosphaeriaceae. Gene Ontology annotation, cellular component: endomembrane system. Gene Ontology annotation, biological process: vacuolar proton-transporting V-type ATPase complex assembly. Bases 1 to 882 code for a protein of 293 amino acids.
AUGGUAUUGCUUACCAUGACGGCAGCCGCUGUGCGCGCGCUUUCUAGGGCUGAGGAAGUCGCGCCGGAAGAAUAUGCGAAGUUGCAACGGCCAGACGACCCUGCGCUGUCAGAUCCCAAGCCUGGGAACCCCAUCUCGCAUGGCCAGUUGAUCGACCUCUCGAGGCUCCUCAAGAAGCACGCCGCUCAACCAUUCACCAAAGACGAAACCACAAAGCGAAGAGAGGACAUACUACACCUUGGCUCAGAAUUAAGCGAAGAAAACACCGAAGGACCCAUACCCGCCACCCUCGAUGCGCUCCUCCGCAACUCCACCGUCUACAUCCCUCCUCCCUUGCCCAAAAAAGAGCCUACCCCCGAAUACAAAGCCCUCAUGGCCCGACUCCGCGCCGAAGAAGAAGCCCGCGACUACAACCGCAUGCUCAACCCCGACCCCCUCGCGAAGACCGAGACGUUCUCCCAGCGAUUCCCCAACGCCGCUGCGCCCUUCUCUCUCUCCACGCCCUACGAUCAGGUCGACGAAGACGAGCUAAGCUACGAGGAGGUACAUCGCCAGAUCAUCCUCAUCAUCAACGUAUUGGUCUCUAUUGUGGCGUGCGCGGUAUUCAUAUGGGUGGCUGCGAGGCACUGGAGUGUGCCGAAGAGGUUGGGAUUAAGUAUGGGAGGGAGCGGAGCUGUUGCCGUUGCGGAGGUUGUUGUGUAUAGUGGAUAUGUGAGGAGAAUUGCUGAGGCGAAGAAGAAGGAGAAGAAGAAACCCGAGAUCAAGAAGAUAGUACAGAGUUGGGUGAUUGAUGGCAGUGAGAAGAUGGAAGCGAGCGUUUCGUCUGGGUCAAAGGACAAGCUUGAUGAUGGGAUUCGCUACAGAAAAGGCAAACAUCGCUGA